CCACGUGACCUGGCCGGCUGAGCGCGCACACGGGGGCCCGCGCUGGAGGCGGGCGAGGGCCGACCGGCCAGCAAGGGGUCUCGGGCUUGGGAAGGGCGGGGCCACGCCACAGGCCCGCCCCCAUCAUCAGCUGCCUACGCGCGCCAAAGUCAAACCUCCACACCCGCCGGCGGGCCGGUGAGCUCACUAGAGGACCGGGCAAGUCAGGAUCUGUCUCAGCGGCGCCGCGAGCUCCAGCGCGCGCAUCUGUGGCUGCCCCCCUGGUCUCUCUGCCCGACUUUCUCCAGGCCGACACAAGACUAGGAAUGGCCACCCCGCCCAAGAGAAGCUGCCCGUCUCUCUCAGCCAGCUCUCAGGGGACCCGCAUCAAGAAAAUCUCCAUCGAAGGGAACAUCGCUUCAGGGAAGUCAACAUUUGUAAAUAUCCUGAAAAAAGUGUGUGAAGAUUGGGAAGUGGUUCCUGAACCUGUUGCUAAAUGGUGCAGUGUCCAUAGUACUCAAGAUGAAUUUGAGGAACUUACAACGUCUCAGAAAAAUGGUGGGAAUGUUCUUCAGAUGAUGUAUGAGAAACCAGAACGAUGGUCUUUUACCUUCCAAACAUAUGCCUGUCUCAGUCGAAUAAGAGCUCAGCUUGCCUCUCUCAAUGGCAAGCUCAAAGAUGCAGAGAAACCGGUAUUAUUUUUUGAACGAUCUGUGUAUAGUGACAGGUAUAUUUUUGCAUCUAAUUUGUAUGAAUCUGAAUGCAUGAAUGAAACAGAGUGGACAAUUUAUCAAGACUGGCAUGACUGGAUGAAUAACCAGCUUGGCCAAAGCCUUGAAUUGGAUGGAAUCAUUUAUCUUCAAGCCACUCCAGAGACAUGCUUACAUAGAAUGUAUUUACGGGGAAGAAAUGAAGAGCAAGGCAUUCCUCUUGAAUAUUUAGAGAAGCUUCAUCAUAAACAUGAAAGCUGGCUCCUGCAUAGGACACUGAAAACCAACUUCAAUUAUCUUCAAGAGGUGCCUAUCCUAACACUGGAUGUUAAUGAAGACUUUAAAGACAAACAUGAAAAUCUGGUUGAAAAGGUCAAAGAAUUUUUGAGUACUUUGUGAUCUUGCUGAAGACUGCAGGCAGCCAAAUGGUUCCAGACCCUUCAGCUUUGUGUGUCUUCCUAACUUCAUAUUAAUACAAGUUUGUUUAGAAAACCCAAGUUUUUAACCAUCUUCGUUCUAAGGAAAACAAAAAGAUUUUUAAAAUGAAUCUUAUGGAAAGCUUUUUGACCAGUUUUUUUUUCUUUUCUUAAAAAAAAAAAAAAAAAAGACAUUUAAAGACAAAUACAUUAUUUCUCAUAGCAGGAAGUGUAGGGAUAGAUGGUUCCAGAAUCAGUUUAGUGGCUAAACUACAUUAUAAAAGAUCCAGCUUCCUUCUGUCUUGCCACUCUUUUGUCUUCCUUGGCAGGUUAGCUUUUUUCCCUGGUGCGUCUCACCUCACUGGUAACCAGUUUCUUAACUGAAAGCUUUAAUGUUACACAGUAAUUGGUAGUGUGCCCUGUGUAAAUUAGUGUACCUAUUAAAAGUUGCAAAGUGGAAUUAAAGGAAUCCCUAGAAUAAGGAUUCUAAAGUUUUAUUUUAAAUGAUUAUUUCUUAGCAGUUUAGCCCACCUCUUAUUUCCUGCCUCAGUUUGCUUUCUCUACUGUCUGGAUUAAUUAGGUAGCCUGCUAUUUCAAAGUUAAAAUAAAAGUCACACAUUUCUACUUUGCAAACACUGUGUUACUGUUUGCUUUCUAGUUUGCUUUCCUUUGUAGGGUUCUGCUUUAAGUUUUUUCCCUUUUUCAGAGAAAUUACUGAUAAAAAAUGAUCCUGCUUUAUAUAUAGUAUAUCCUGAAAGCAUUAUUGUUUUUUGUUGAACUAGGAAAUAAAAUUAAUGAAGACAGAGGUUAGUAGUUAAUUGAGUCAUUUAACUACUUAUUUGUAAACCAUCUAUGCGAACAUUUGUAAAAACUUGCAUGGAUUCAUCUUAGUUCUGUAUAUAAAGAUACUUUCUUUCUAGUUUGUUUAGUUAAGGUGUGCAGUUUUUCCUGUGUACUAAACCUUUCCAUUUUACAUUUUAGAAAAUUUUAUGCAUUUUAAAAUGAGGGAAGAGUCACUUUCACUUUGAAACAAUUAUUUUUCUUCCUAAAAUGUCAUUUUUGUUUUUGGUUUUUUAUUCAAAAUGAUAAUUUAGUGGAUUAACCAGUCCAGAUGCACUGAUCUUUGCAAAGGGGACUUAAUUUCAAAUCUGUAAUUACCGUACAUAUUUGAACUGUCUCAUGAUAGGUAUACAUUUUUUUUUGUUUGGUAUAAAUGAAUGUGUCUACUUAAUUAAAUAUUUCUUAAGUAUAAACCUCAUGUACUACAGUGUACCUGUUUUCAUGGAAAUUGUUACAUCUUUUCAGAAUUAAAAUUUAUUCUACUUUUAAAGAAAAAAAUAUGAAUAUUAAAGGUGAAAAUUGUCUGUACAAAUUACAUUGAUUCUAUUUUAAGUGUAGACAUAUUUCAGUGAUUUUUAUUAACCUUUAAAAAUGUGUAAUGACUUUAAAAAUUUGUAGAAUUGAAAAGAAGCUAAUAAAAAUUUAUUAUUUAUUUGUCAUGACUCAAAA
Molecule: messenger RNA, 2614 nt
Organism: Cebus imitator (Panamanian white-faced capuchin)
Lineage: Eukaryota; Metazoa; Chordata; Mammalia; Primates; Cebidae
Gene: DCK
Product: deoxycytidine kinase
Exons: 7
Coding region: 306-1088 (260 amino acids)
Biological process (GO): nucleobase-containing compound metabolic process
Cellular component (GO): mitochondrion; cytoplasm
Molecular function (GO): ATP binding; deoxycytidine kinase activity
Source: RefSeq, a predicted model, not a curated record